UUCCGGGUUCAGGGCCUCGACGGUUUCAGUGACGUUUCUGUUCCGCAGCGAGACGGACUGGGGGAGAAUGGCUGCCAGUGGAGACAUAGGCAAGCUGUUACAGGCUAAUGGGACUCCAGCGAACACAAGCUACAAUGGUGUGGACGCCCUCCACGCCUGCAACAUUCUCCAGCAGCUCAAGGCUCUGUACGAUGAGAGGCAGCUGACCGACAUCGUUGUGGAAGUGGAUCAUGGGAAGACCUUCUCCUGUCACAGAAACGUCCUUGCCGCAAUCAGCCCUUACUUCAGGUCUAUGUUCACUAGUGGCCUUACGGAGAGCAGCCAGAGAGAGGUCCACAUCGUGGGCGUAGAGUCCGAGUCCAUGCACCUCGUGCUCGACUACGCUUACACCUCCCGGGUCACGCUGUCCGAGUCCAACGUCCAGGCUCUGUUCACGGCUGCCAGCAUCUUCCAGAUCCCCGCCCUGCAGGACCAGUGCGCCCAGUUCAUGAUCAGCCGCCUGGACCCCCAGAACUGCAUCGGGGUGUUCAUCUUCGCCGACGCCUACGGCCACCAGGAGCUGAAGGAGAAGUCGCAGGACUACAUCCGCAAGAAGUUCCUGUGCGUGGUGAAGGAGCAGGAGUUCCUCCACAUGACCAAAGAGCAGCUGGUGAGCAUCCUGAACAGCGACGACCUGAACGUGGAGAAGGAGGAGCACGUGUACGAGAGCAUCGUCCGCUGGCUGGAGCACGACCGGGCCCGCCGGGAGGCCCACCUGCCCGAGGUGUUCGGCACCUGCGUCCGGCUGCCCCUCCUGGAGGAGGCCUUCCUGAAGAACAUUCCCCCGGCACUCGGCUGCGACCUGGUCAAGGACUGGACGGACAAGGGCAAGGCCAACGGCACCAACGGCUGCCCCCAGCGGCUGGGCAUGACCGCGUCGGAGAUGGUCAUCUGCUUCGACGCCGCGCACAAACACUCAGGGAAGAAACAAACCGUGCCGUGCCUCGACACCGCCGCCGGGAAGGUCUUCAAGCUCUGCAAGCCGCCCAACGACCUCCGGGAGGUGGGCAUCCUGGUGACGUCGGAGAACGACAUCUACAUCGCCGGGGGGUACCGGCCCAGCAACAGCGAGGUGUCCAUCGACCACAAGGCGGAGAGCGACUUCUGGCUGUACGAGCACGCGGGGAACCGCUGGCUGCCCCGCGCCCCCAUGCUGCGGGCCAGGAUCGGCUGCCGCCUGGUGCACUGCAGCAGUAAGCUGUACGCGCUGGGCGGGCGCGUGUACGAGGGCGACGGACGCAACGCGCUCAAGUCCGUGGAGUGCUACGACAUCAGAGACAACCGCUGGACCGCCGUCAGCCCCAUGCCCGUCGCCAUGGAGUUCCACAGCGCCAUCGAGUACAAGGACCGCAUCUACGUCCUGCAAGGUGAAUACUUCUUCUGCUUUGACCCGCACAAGGACUACUGGGGCCACCUUGUCCCCAUGAACGUGCCCCGCAGUCAAGGGCUGGCAGCCCUCCACAAGGGCUCCAUCUACUACAUCGCCGGGAUCUGCAGAAACCACCAGCGCACUUUCACCAUGGAGGCCUACGACAUCGAGCAGAACGCCUGGACUCGAAAGAAGGACCUCCCGUUCGACCAGGCCACCAGCCCCUACAUCAAAGUGCUGCUUCUCUACGGCAAGCUGCACCUGUUUGUGAGGGCCACGCAGGUCACCGUGGAGGAGCACGUGUUCCGCACCAGCCGCAAGAACUCCCUCUACCAGUACCACGAAGAGGCGGACCAGUGGACCAAGGUCUACGAGACCCCGGACCGCCUCUGGGACCUCGGCCGCCAUUUUGAAUGCGUCGUUGCCAAGCUGUAUCCGCAGUGUCUUCAGAAAGUGCUCUGAGA
Conger conger (European conger) is the source of this 1872-nucleotide messenger RNA. RefSeq names its product kelch repeat and BTB (POZ) domain containing 8 (gene kbtbd8). Bases 68 to 1870 code for a protein of 600 amino acids. Lineage: Eukaryota; Metazoa; Chordata; Actinopteri; Anguilliformes; Congridae. Gene Ontology annotation, molecular function: protein binding. The record is from RefSeq and is a predicted model, not a curated record. The transcript is spliced from 4 exons.